This is a messenger RNA of Nothoprocta perdicaria, 7212 nucleotides long. It is a transcript of the gene TULP4, whose product is annotated as tubby like protein 4. Lineage: Eukaryota; Metazoa; Chordata; Aves; Tinamiformes; Tinamidae. Gene Ontology annotation, molecular function: protein binding. The record is from RefSeq and is a predicted model, not a curated record. The transcript is spliced from 15 exons. Bases 2081 to 6799 code for a protein of 1572 amino acids.
UGUGUGGAGUCAGAUACCUUGCAAGAAAUGUAGCUGAAGACAAAAAGGCAAAGAGUUGGAAGAAUCCAGGGAUUUCAAGUUCUGAAUGACGGGCAUCUUACAAGAUCUCUACAGCGAAGCUGAAGAGGCAGAUGCAGCUCUGAGUAUCAGAUCGAGUGAGCUUGUGUGUGUACUGCAUGUACAUGAAUAUUGACACAUUUCUGUCAUCACGUAGACUUAUUCUUCAGUAUUCCUGAGAGCUUUGCGAUUGAUGAAAAUUAAUUUAAGAACCAGAUGGAGCACGUUUACGGCACAGGAAUCAGUAACUCAUGGAAGGACACCUGCCACUAGUGCUCAACUUUCCACAUGGUGUUCACGGGUGAAAAAGGUGUGCAAGAAGAGGAAGAAAAAACACCCUCUGCAUACAAGAAAAAACAAUAAAUACCUCCCCAGUCAAAAUCAAAAAUUACGAAGGAGCUGAAAGAAGACAGAGUGUAAAAGAAAGUGAUUCUUAUUGCAGAGGAAUAAUGAUUGAUCUUUGGUACAUGCUCCAUUGGGCUCAAUAGACUGUGACCAAACUAAAUUGUGAACCACAUGUUGAGUAGUGAUGACUGUAAGUAAGUAAGUUCAGGAACUAUGGGACAACUCUGGACAUUGAACUGAGCAAACCUCGUUGUCCUUCUUGAGUUAGCCAGGUCAUCAAACUUGCAUAUUCUUUUUCCCUCUCCUUUUUUCCCUUUGACUUACUGUGGUAUAAAUACUAAUUAAUUGAGCUCAUAAAUGUUACUCAAAUAAAACGAUUGGAGUACUUCAUAUGUUUCCUUCUUGUACAGCUGCAAAUGUUGUGUCUGGAACUAUGAAUCUGUGCUGUAGACAAGCAUCAAGAAGGAAAGAUCCACUCAAACAAGCAAGGAAAAUAUCUAGAGAAAUAGUGCAACCUGGAAGCCAGAUUUUUAAUGCUGUUUCUUUUUCUUUUUUAGAUUAUAUUUCUUCCUUUUGUGAAUUUUAGAAGAUUCUGAAAGAGUGCUUACUUGAUGUGCUUUAAUUCUGGCAUUUGUUUUUGCUAUAGGAUGAAAAAUCUGUGAUUCUUUGUAGCAGGAAAAAAAAAGGGAAAAGUAAAAGAAAAUCAGCUUGACUUCUAGUCUGUUCUGGAGGAAACAAUCUUCACGGUUCGCCCGAGGCAAACUUACCUGCUUUGAAAGCUAAAAGCUGGAGAGCAUUUUUGAUUCUGCUGAAUGAAGAGGGGGUUUCUUUUUCCUUUGAGUGUGGCAGCAAAAAGUGGGAAAGCAGGCAAGCUAGCACGAUAAACAGCUCGGGCUUAUGUCUCUGGUGGAAAAAAAAUCUCUGCAAUGACAGUUGGAUUGGCUUUGGAUUGCAAAACCUGUUGAAUCCAGCAAGUGGUUCAGUACGCAGAGGGAUUUCCCACCUGGCCUGGCACAGCAGUGUCUGCCCCUGGUCGGGGCUGUUGUUCCACACGGUCUGUGUGCCUUUUUUUCCCCUUUAUGCAAUCUCUUUCAGCUUUAGCAGCAGAAAUACAUCAGAUGGAAAAGGCAUGCCAGAGGGCAGCUUGGAAAAGAUGAAUGUCAUGUAUAAACAUAUAUAUGUAUGUGCGUGUGUCUAAGUUUCUGCAACUGAACUCUUUGAAGAAAAUCUGACUGGAGGAAAUCUUAAAAGCCUUAAGUUACUUGAAACCUACACAUUUGCAACUCUCUGUCUCUGGAAUUGCAUUACGCUAAACUGGAAUCUCAGGCUGUAUAAAGAUUAUAUCAAGUUGAGCAAAAAGAUGACUUAACCAUUUCUUGAGCGCCUCUUACGAAGUAGCUGUUUCUCCAAAGGAUACGUGCACCCUCACUCUAUGGACUCAACAACAAAAAUGAACCUGAGUUUUUUUUUUAAGUGUUACUUUUUUCUUAGCCAACUGCCAUCAUCUUUUAUAGAGGAAUUUUUCACUAUGCAUUUGGUGGAUAUUUAUAAACACUGACCCCAUCCUCCUCCCUUUCAAUGAUCUAUCCCAGGUCAGUCUUAUCAAUAAAAGAAUUGAUUUAACUUUUGUGCACUAGACAUUACUUUCUUAUGUCCAAAAAUAAAAUAUUUAAAAAGCAUGUAUGCAGCAGUGGAACAUGGGCCUGUUCUUUGCAGCGAUUCCAACAUCCUCUGCCUCUCCUGGAAAGGGAGAGUCCCCAAAAGCGAGAAGGAGAAACCGGUGUGCCGGAGGCGGUACUACGAGGAAGGCUGGUUGGCAACAGGCAAUGGCAGAGGAGUUGUAGGCGUCACUUUUACCUCCAGCCAUUGCAGGAGAGACCGGAACACCCCUCAGCGGAUCAACUUCAAUCUGAGGGGCCACAACAGUGAGGUUGUGCUGGUGAGAUGGAACGAACCAUUUCAGAAACUAGCAACGUGUGAUGCAGACGGAGGAAUAUUUGUUUGGAUACAAUAUGAAGGCAGAUGGUCUGUGGAGCUUGUGAAUGAUCGUGGGGCACAGGUGAGUGACUUUACGUGGAGCCAUGAUGGGACUCAAGCACUUAUCUCCUAUAGAGAUGGAUUCGUGCUGGUUGGAUCAGUCAGUGGGCAAAGACACUGGUCUUCAGAAAUAAACCUGGAGAGUCAGAUCACCUGUGGUAUAUGGACUCCAGAUGACCAACAGGUACUCUUUGGCACUGCCGAUGGCCAGGUUAUUGUCAUGGACUGCCACGGCCGAAUGCUGGCCCACGUCCUCCUUCACGAGUCAGAUGGUAUCCUCAGCAUGUCCUGGAACUACCCCAGCUUCCUGGUGGAGGACAGCAGUGAGAGCGACACCGACUCCGAUGACUAUUCCCCACCGCAAGAUGGACCAGCUGCGUAUCCCGUGCCGGUGCAGAACACCAAGCCACUGCUUACUGUCAGCUUCACGUCAGGAGACAUUAGUUUAAUGAACAAUUACGAUGACUUGUCUCCUACUAUCAUCCGCUCAGGGUUGAAAGAUGUGGUGGUACAGUGGUGUACACAGGGAGAUUUGCUUGCAGUAGCAGGUAUGGAGAAGCAAAGUCAGCUGGCUGAUCUUGGCAAYGGCUCCAUGUUGAAAAGUGCACUUGUCAAGUUCUACAAUGUGCGUGGGGAACAUAUCUACACUCUGGAGACACCUGUCCAGCGCCCUAUCAUCUCCAUCUGCUGGGGUCACAGGGACUCACGGCUGCUGAUGGCUUCUGGACCUGCGCUGUACGUUGUCCGAGUGGAGCACAGGGUGUCCAGCCUGCAGCUGCUCUGCCAGCAGAGCAUCGCGAGCUGCCUGCGCGAUGACAAGGACAUCAGCAAGCUGACGCUGCCCCCUCGCCUCUGCUCGUACCUCACCACUGCCUUUAUACCAACAAUCAAGCCUCCUAUCCCAGACCCAAACAAUAUGAGAGAUUUUGUCAGCUACCCAACAGCUGGCAACGAACGACUCCACUGCACAAUGAAGCGGACAGAGGAUGAUCCAGAGGUCGGUGGUCCGUGUUACACUCUGUACUUGGAAUACCUUGGGGGAUUGGUGCCUAUCCUGAAAGGACGGCGUAUCAGCAAGUUACGGCCAGAGUUUGUCAUCAUGGAUCCUAAAACAGAUGGGAAAGCAGAUGAAAUCUAUGGAAACAGCUUGAUUUCCACUGUGAUUGACAGCUGCAACUGCUCCGACUCCAGCGAUAUCGAACUGAGUGAUGACUGGGCAGCAAAGAAAUCCCCCAAAAUCAGCCGAGCCAGCAAAUCGCCCAAACUCCCCAGAAUCAAUAUAGAAGCUCGCAAAUCUCCAAAGAUGUCACGAGCGGCACAGGAGAUAUCAAGAUCUCCAAGGUUACCAAUAAGGAAACCUUCUAUUGGUUCACCAAGCCUAACCCGAAGAGAAUUUCCUUUGGAAGAUAUUACUCAGCAAAACUACCUUGCUCAGGUCACAUCUAACAUCUGGGGAACCAAAUUUAAAAUUGUAGGCUUGGCUGCUUUCCUACCAACUAACCUUGGUGCAGUAAUAUAUAAAACCAGUUUGCUGCAUCUUCAGCCCAGGCAGAUGACCAUAUAUCUCCCAGAAGUGCGGAAGAUUUCAAUGGACUACAUUAACUUGCCUGUCUUUAAUCCAAAUGUUUUCAGUGAAGAUGAAGAUGAUUUACCAGUGCCCGGCGCGCCCGGCGUCCCCGAGAGCAGCCCGCCGUGCACCGUGAACAUCCCCAUCGCCCCCAUCCACAGCUCGGCCCAGGCCAUGUCGCCCACGCAGAGCAUCGGCCUGGUGCAGUCGCUGCUGGCCAACCAGAACGUGCAGCUGGACGUGCUGGCCAACGCGCCGGCCGAGGCGGGUGGCGACGGCGCGGGCCCCUUUGCCGCCGCCGGCCGCUUCCCCAGUCCCGGGCAGGUGAUCUUCGGGGGCAUCGAGGUGGCCCGCACCGCCUCAGCCCCGCCGCCGCCGCCACUCGCCCUGCCACCCCCAGCGCCCGCCGACCACCGGGACCGCGGCGACCGCGACCAUGAGCACCUGCCCAAGGCCAAGCCGCUGCUGCGGCCGGCGCAGCCGCUGCUGGACGGCGACGCCGUGGCAUUCGGCGCGGGGCCGGAGGCGCCGCUCAGCAAGAUGAACCCGCCGCCGCCCUACCCUGGCACCAUCCCCGCCGCGCCCACGGCCGCCCCACCACCACCGCCCGGCCCCCCGCAGCCGCCCAUGGACCUCUGCCUGAAGAAGGGGGAGUUCUCCCUUUUCCCGGCGGGACACUACCAGACGCCCCUGGGCUACGAGCGCAUCACCACGUUCGACAGCAGCGGCAACGUGGAGGAGGUGUGCCGGCCGCGCACCAGGGUGCUCUGCGCCCAGAGCACCUACACCCUGCCGGGGCCCGGCAGCUCGGCCACGCUGCGCAUUACCGCCAGCGAGAAGAAGAUGCAGCAGCCCUGUUCGAGCGCCACCCUGAACAGGCUCACGGUCCCGCGCUACUCCAUCCCAACCGGGGACCCGCCACCGUACCCCGAAAUCGCCAGCCAGCUGGCGCAGGGCCGAAGCAUUGCGCAGAGGCUGGACAGCACUAUUAUUCACGCCACUCUGCGGAGGAACAGCAGAGAGGCAGCUCUGAAAAUGGCUCAGCUGGUGGACGGUCAACGAGCCACUUUGCAGCUUCCCCCGAAAGCCAAGAGCAACGUGGUGGCAGCGCAGUACCAGCAGAGAGCACCUACUGCUUUGUACACGUGCAGCCAGUGCAGCAGCAGCAGUGGCAGUGGCAACGCCAGCAGCAGCACAGGCACUGGUGGUGUGGGGAGCCUGGCUAACGCCAAUGCCAGUAGCAGCACKUCCAGUAUUAGUGCUCUGAGGCCUGACUUAAGCGCGGGCAAUAGCUCCCAGCAUAGCUCAGUCAUUGCUCACUCUGUCAGUACUUCACCCCUGGCCUCCCAAUCGUCCUAUAGCUUGCUGAGCCCACCUGACAAUUCCCGUGACCGGGCAGAUUAUAUCAACUCUGCCUUCACAGAGGAUGAGGCCCUUUCUCAGCACUGCCCGGUGGAGAAAUCAAUGCGGCAUGUCCCCGUGGCCUUGACAGAGGCUGCCAUUGGUGUAAAACGGCCGCCACCCUACCAGUGGGACCCUAUGGUGAAUGAAGAGAUAUGGGUUCCUCAGGAAAGGACRUCUCAGAGCUCAGUACCCAACCCUCUGAAACCUCCUCCUCUCAUCAUUGGUCAAACUCAGCAUUUGGAUAUGUCUCGAGUGCCAUUUGUUUCCCCUAAGUCUCCAACCAGUCCCACUGCCACGUUCCAGACAAGUUACGGGGUUGGAGUCCCUUAUCCAGGAAGCUACAGUGCCCCUCCUCUUCAGGGAAUGCAGCCCUCCUGCUCCCCCAAAGAAGCUCUGGCCCCAACGCAGUUUGCACAGCAGGAGCCAACAGUUGUGCUUCAGCCAGGUUAUCCAUCCAACCUCUCCUAUUGCCCUUUGCCACCCAUGUAUCCAGGAAGUAGCACAUGCUCUAGUUUACAGCUGCCACCGAUAGCCUUGCACCCGUGGAGCUCCUACAGCGCAUGCCCACCCGUACCAAAUCCCCAAGGCACCUUGCCCCCGAAGCCACUCCUUGUGGUGGAGAAGCCAGUUUUGUCUCCUCCACCAGCAGAGCUUCAGGGUCAUGUAGGCACAGAGGUGAUGGUGGAAACAGCAGACACCUUUCAGGAGGUGCUUUCCUUGACAGAAAGUCCCGUUCCCCAAAGGACAGACAAAUUUGGCAAGAAGAAUCGGAAGCGUCUGGAUAGCCGAGCUGAGGAAGGAAACGUGCAAGCUAUCACCGAGGGCAAGGUCAAAAAGGAGGCAAGGACACUGACAGACUUCAAUUCACUAAUAUCCAGCCCGAGGCUGGGCAGGGAUAAGAAGAAAGUCAAGAGCCAAAAAGACCAGCUCAAGUCCAAGAAGUUGAACAAGACAAAUGAAUUUCAGGACAGUUCAGAGAGCGAACCAGAGCUUUUUAUCAGUGGGGAUGAACUGAUGAACCAGAGUCAGGGAAGCAAAAAGGGAUGGAAAACCAAGAGGAAUUUGAGGACCGCAAGCGAGCUGGAUGAAUUCAAGUGUCGUAAGGCCAAUGAAAAAGAGGACGGACGACUGGGAAGCCAAGGCUUUGUGUACGUGAUGGCCAACAAGCAGCCUUUGUGGAACGAGGCAACACAAGUGUAUCAGCUGGACUUUGGAGGGCGGGUGACCCAGGAGUCUGCAAAAAACUUCCAAAUUGAGCUGGAAGGACGACAGGUGAUGCAGUUCGGAAGAAUUGAUGGCAAUGCCUACAUUUUGGACUUUCAGUAUCCGUUUUCAGCAGUGCAAGCCUUUGCUGUUGCUCUGGCUAAUGUGACUCAACGCCUCAAAUGAACAAGCAGAGACUGGAGAGAGGAAAAUGUUCACAAAACCAUCUCAAAAGUCCCAACCGGGAAGCRUUAGGGCAGCCUGCUUUAGGUGCGCAGAGGUGCCUGGGAGUGAAGAAGGCAGUAAAACUGGAAAAGUCUCUUGGUGCCCCAGACAAGGGCAUUGACUCUAAUCAGUCACGGGGUGGAGGGUGGGGGGGCUCUUUCCUGUUUCGUUCGUUCAUUCGUUUGUUUUCAGUUUGUUCGUUCCUCUGUUUGUUUGUUCCUUAGCGUUGUGCUGGGUUUCAGAAGGAGCGCAGGGUUGAGGGCCGUUCAGUGUUACGUGGAGGUGUGUGGCUUUUGGCUUGUUGUGGUGAUUCUGCUGUGUUUGCUACAAUAGCUACGUAAGCUCAUAGGGGGAUUUAAAAGAUUGCUCUUUUU